Mustela lutreola (European mink) is the source of this 1605-nucleotide messenger RNA. RefSeq names its product T-cell surface glycoprotein CD1a-like. Gene Ontology annotation, biological process: immune response; positive regulation of T cell mediated cytotoxicity; antigen processing and presentation, exogenous lipid antigen via MHC class Ib. The record is from RefSeq and is a predicted model, not a curated record. The transcript is spliced from 6 exons. Gene Ontology annotation, cellular component: external side of plasma membrane. The coding region runs from base 102 to 1121 and encodes 339 amino acids. Lineage: Eukaryota; Metazoa; Chordata; Mammalia; Carnivora; Mustelidae. Gene Ontology annotation, molecular function: lipopeptide binding; endogenous lipid antigen binding; exogenous lipid antigen binding.
UGUGUGGAGAAGGAAGUCAGAAGAGAGGUGCGGUGUGUGGGGUAGGUUUGUUAAAACUGUCAAAGACUGACUUUGUAAGACACAGAACAUCUGCAAAUACAAUGCUGUUCCUGCAACUUGUGUUGCUGGUGGUUCUCCUCUCAGGUGGUGACAAUGAAAACGACUUCCAGGAGACCUCCUUCCAAAUCAUCCUGACCACAUCUUUUUACAAUGAUUCCUGGACACAAAAACUAGGCUCAGCAUGGCUGGAUGAACUACAGACUCAUGGCUGGGACAGUGACUCUGGCAAUUUCACAUGCCUAUGGCCUUGGUCCAGGGGAAACUUCAGCAACAAGGAGCUGAUGGAAGAGGAAAGGUCAUUCCAUACAUUCUCCAUUAGAUUUCCUCUGAUAUUUCAGGACCAUUUCAGUGAAUGGCAGCUUGAAUAUCCCUUCCAGGUACAGGCAGCAAAAGGCUGUGAACUGCACUUUGGGGAACCAUCAGUAGGCUUCAUGAGGAUUGCUUAUCAAGGAUCAGAUCUUGUGAUCUUCCAGAACAAGUCAUGGUGGCCAUCUCCAAAGGGAGGAAGAAGGGCUCAGCUGGUCUCCAGACUAUUCAAUCAGUACCAUGUGAUCAAUGUAAGACUACAAACACAUAUCAGUGACACCUGUCCCCGUUUCCUCUUGGGUCUUCUUGAUGCAGGGAAGACACAUCUGAAGCGACAAGUGAGGCCAGAGGCCUGGCUGUCCACUGGCCCCAGUCCAGGCCCUGGCCAUCUGCUGCUGGUGUGCCAUGUCUCUGGCUUUUACCCAAAGCCUGUGUGGGUGAUGUGGAUGCGUGGUGAGCAGGAGCAACAGGGCACCCAGCGAAGUGAUGUUCUGCCCCAUGCUGAUGGGACGUGGUAUCUUCAGGUGUCCUUGGAUGUGAAAGCCAUGGAGGCUUCUGGCGUGUCAUGCUUGGUGAGACACAGCAGUCUAGGAGGCCAGGACAUGGUCCUUUACUGGGAGAAGCAUCAACCCAUAGGCUUGGUCUUCCUGGAAGUGAUAGUGCCCCUGGUGCUUCUGGGAGUUCUCACCUUGUGGCUCUGGAAACACAGGAAAACUCACUGGAGACCUCAAUGCACUGGCCUCCCACUGGAAUGAGAAAUCAACAGCCCAGGGACCAGGAUAUACUUAAACCCAGCUCAGCAGUGAUGUCUUUGCAACCCUUUCUGUGCAACUUUUGUGUUUCAUUCGUGCUUAAUGAUCAGUUGACAAUUUAAGCCCAGUGUAACUUGGCUGGAUUUGUUUUUAUGACUUGGUUUCCAACUUAAUCUCAAAACUGAACUCAGAGUAAAAUGAAUUAUGAGUGACCUCUAUGGGUCACGAGAAUCAGAUAUCACUUCCUCCAGUGAGAAUUCCCUGAUUCACAAGUAGAUUCAGUAUCCUUUGUAAGACUACCACUACCUUGACCUCCACUUUGGCUAAUCUGUUCCUGUCCCCAAACCCUUCUUGGUCCCAUUAGGUUCCUUUUGCUUUCUAACUCUUAGGCCUUUUGAGAACAAUGUCCAUGUCUUUUAAAUAUUUCUAUCUUUGCCAAAUGUCUCAUUGCAUGGAAUAUUUCCUUAAUAAAAAUAUGUGUGAUAUA